UGGUCAAUCUAUGAUGUAUUACAGUUUGAAUGAUCAAAAUUCGAUAUCUGGACUAAGAUAUGAAAUGCAACAACUUGAGAACUUUGGAAUAUCUACGCCAAGAUAUCCUCUUUCGUAUAUUGAGUACGUAAAACUCGAUACUGAUGGUCAUUUAAGGAUGUACCAGUAUUUUACAAGAGAAAAAUCUAGCACCAAUGUUGUUGAUAUGGUUACCUCGGAUUGCAAAAAUAUUUCUUCAAACAGAUACCAUCUGAUGCAAGUAAGGAACAUUGCUUACUCCAUCAACAUUUCAAAGGAUGCAAUUGAAGCUGGUCAGCAAAACACAUGUUUACUAGCCUGUCAGCGAAAUUGUUCUUGCAAUGCAGCUGUCUUCAUCCAUGAGAAUGAUAUUUCAAAUGGAACUUGUUAUUUUCCAUCUGAGAUUGUUUCUGUUGGAGAAGAACAAACAACAGAUAGAAGAUCAGCCACUUUUAUAAAGGUACUGAAUCCAAAUGGAAUUUCAAGUCCUUCGCCACCAGAGUUCAUCCCACCGUCUCCUCCUUUUGAACCUCAACCAAAUUUGUCACCAAGUCCUUCACCAUUAGGAGGAGAUGUACCAGAGAUUCUCCCACCAUCUUCACCUCCAGGAAUUCGAAAGAAUUUGGCAGCAAUAUUAUCACUAUCUAUGGCUGGUGGUUUCAUUAUCAUUGUUAUAAUAAUCACGUGCCUUGUGAUGUUGAGGAAGAAAAAACUGGAGGAUGGAGAUGGGGAUGAGGAUGGGGAAGACAAUAUGAGUCAAGUUCCUGGAAUGCUCAUUUCUUUUUCAUACAAGGACUUGGAAGUUGCAACUGAAAAUUUCAAGGAAAAGCUAGGCACUGGAGGAUUUGGAUCUGUGUUCAAAGGAAUUCGAGCAGAUGGAACCAGAGUUGCAGUGAAGAGGUUGGAUAAAAUGAGUCGGGGGAAGAGGGAGUUCUUAGCAGAAGUUGAGACAAUUGGAAGCCUGCACCACUUUAAUCUUGUGAAGUUGGUCGGAUUUUGUGCAGAAAAAUCAUGCAGGCUGCUAGUAUACGAAUACAUGAUCAAUGGAUCUCUGGACAAUUGGAUUUUCUCGAGGGACCGAUCUCAUACUCUAGAUUGGCAAACUCGAAAGAAAAUCAUCCUUGACAUAGCCAAGGGGUUGGCCUAUCUUCAUGAAGAUUGUCGACAGAAGAUAAUACAUUUAGAUAUCAAACCACAUAAUAUUCUCUUAGAUGAAUAUUUCAAUGCCAAAGUCUCUGACUUUGGCCUGUCGACACUGAUUGACAGAAAUGAGAGCCAAGUCCUAACCACAAUGAGAGGAACUCCUGGAUAUCUAGCUCCUGAGUGGCAACAAUUAAGGGUCACCGUAAAAGUUGAUGUAUACAGUUUUGGUAUUGUCCUUCUUGAAAUUGUUACCAAAAGGAAAAAUGUCGAUCCUUCACGGUCAGAGUCUAGCUUUCACCUACUUAAAAUGUUGCAGAAGAAGGCCGAAGAGGAAAAGCUCAUUGACAUUGUUGAAGAUUUGGAUGAAGAAAUGGAAAACAAGGAGGAAGAAAUGGUGAGGACGAUAAAGGUUGCUGCUUGGUGUCUGCAAAAUGAUCAUACAAGAAGGCCUCUCAUGUCUACAGUAGUGAAAGUCUUGGAAGGAGUUAUGGAAGUAGACCAAAAUAUAAUGUAUAUGUUUUCUCAUGCAUUGGCCUCUACAUCUGUUGCAAAUGACCAUAUGACAGUUGCUCCCCAAGCUUCUAUGCUUUCUGCUCCAAGAUGAUUGAAAGCA
Messenger RNA from Ziziphus jujuba (common jujube), 1774 nucleotides. RefSeq names its product G-type lectin S-receptor-like serine/threonine-protein kinase SD2-5. Lineage: Eukaryota; Viridiplantae; Streptophyta; Magnoliopsida; Rosales; Rhamnaceae. Gene Ontology annotation, molecular function: protein kinase activity; ATP binding. The record is from RefSeq and is a predicted model, not a curated record. The transcript has a single exon. The coding region runs from base 11 to 1765 and encodes 584 amino acids. Gene Ontology annotation, biological process: protein phosphorylation.